AUGUCUUUUUCAACGAGCUCUUUUGUGAAUCCCGUAGCGAGCCUAUUCUUCGCAACCAUUGUGAGGUGGCUUGGUUGGGUUCGUGAUUGGUGUUUGCGAGAAGGGACGUGGCCGGUGCCUUGCUGGGCUUCACUCUCCGGAGAUUGGAAAGGCUUUGAAAUGAGUACAGAUUUGGCUCUACACCUUGGUUGGAAAGCCAACUUAUUAGGUAUAGUGAAUUCUGCGUCGCUCGACAUUUUCAUACUAGCAGGGCAGAGCAACAUGGCCGGCCGUGGCGGAGUCGUUCGCGGGAGGUGGGACCAGUACGUGCCACCACAAUGCUGGCCCAACCGGCGCAUAAGCCGGCUCAAUGCCGGGCGCCAGUGGGAGGAAGCACACGAGCCACUCCACGCCGACAUCGACGCCGGCAAGGCCUGCGGUGUCGGGCCGGGCAUGGCCUUUGCGAACGAGGUUGUUCGGGCGAGGGGCUCGGACGAGGUGGUGGGGCUGGUCCCGUGUGCGGUUGGCGGGACGAGGAUCAGCGCGUGGGCGCGAGGGACGUCGUUGUACAGUGAGUUGGUGAGCAGGGCGCUUGAGUCGGCGAAGAAUGGGGGAAGCAUACGAGCCGUGUUGUGGUACCAGGGAGAGAGUGAUACGGUGAUAAGGGCGGACGCUGAGGGCUAUAGAGCAAAUAUGGAGAGGCUUGUGAUGGACUUGCGUUCUGAUCUUAAGAUCCCUGAUCUUCUGGUUAUUCAGGUUGUACUUGCAUCUGGAGAAGGAAAAUUCACAGAUGUGGUUAGAAAGGCUCAGCUAGAGAUUAACUUACCUAACGUCAAGUGCGUUGAUGCAAAGGGAUUGCCCCUUAAAGCAGAUAACCUCCACCUUACGACUGCGUCUGAGGUUCGACUUGGUCUAAUGUUAGCUCAUGCGUUUCUUGGUUCUUAG
Molecule: messenger RNA, 924 nt
Organism: Morus notabilis
Lineage: Eukaryota; Viridiplantae; Streptophyta; Magnoliopsida; Rosales; Moraceae
Product: probable carbohydrate esterase At4g34215
Exons: 4
Coding region: 1-924 (307 amino acids)
Source: RefSeq, a predicted model, not a curated record